Molecule: messenger RNA, 1481 nt
Organism: Hylaeus volcanicus
Lineage: Eukaryota; Metazoa; Arthropoda; Insecta; Hymenoptera; Colletidae
Product: glutaminyl-peptide cyclotransferase-like
Exons: 6
Coding region: 44-1150 (368 amino acids)
Molecular function (GO): zinc ion binding; glutaminyl-peptide cyclotransferase activity
Source: RefSeq, a predicted model, not a curated record
GCGACGUUUCAAAAUGGCGAUGAUGAUUUAAGAACAAUAGCGGAUGCUUCGCGGUAUCCAGUUCAUCCAGUUCGAUACAAGUAUGCUUCAAAGCAUAGUCAUGUUCGAGCUGUUUUUCCAAAUUUUUCUAGUCUUAAUCGGACCUUGUAUAACCGACGUAAGAGCUCCGACACAAACACGUUUUCAAGAUGAAAAGCACUAUCACAAGCCAAUUACGCUAUCGACGAAUCAAAUAAAUGAACUGUCAGAGAUGUCUAAUGUCAAUCAUAUGAACGAAGUUUUAGAUAACAUAUGCGUUGUCAGAAUCGUCGGUACCCCAGAACACACAAGAGUCAAGAAUUAUAUCAAGAAAUCCAUGCAAGAUCUUAAUUGGAUGGUAGAAUCUGAUGUUUUCGAAGAUCGCACACCAACUUUUGGUACAUUACAAUUUGAAAAUGUAAUUGCAAAGUUAAACCCUAAUGCCAAAAGAUAUCUGACACUGGCCUGUCAUUAUGACUCAAAAUAUACUAAAGAAAGGAAUUUUGUUGGUGCCACGGAUAGUGCAGUGCCGUGUGCUCAAAUGAUUAAUUUGGCUAAGGUUAUGAAAAACAGUUUAGAUUCUGUGAAACAAAAUGACAUUAGUUUGAUGUUUAUAUUUUUUGAUGGAGAAGAAGCUUUUAAAGAAUGGGGGCCUAAGGAUUCUAUCUAUGGUGCAAGACAUUUAGCUAGAGCCUGGCACAAUAAUUACACUGCUUACGAACAAGGAGAAUAUAUUUCUGAAUUAGAUAAGCUUGAUGUACUAGUUCUUUUAGAUUUAAUAGGUGCUCCAGAUCCAACGUUUUAUAAUUAUUUCAGCAAUACAGAAAAAUGGUACUCUUUGUUAAUAGCUAUUGAAAAUAAGUUGGCUAGCUUGAAAAAAUUUGAAUCCUAUUCAUAUGGGCAACCAACUCAAAGGUAUUUUCAACCGUAUUCUAUAGAAGCCCAUAUAGAUGACGAUCACAUUCCAUUUUUACAAAGAAACAUUCCGAUAUUACACUUGAUACCACAUCCGUUUCCAUCAGUUUGGCAUAAACCAAGUGACAAUCGUGAUAACAUAGACUUAAAAACAACUGAAAAUAUUAAUAAAAUCCUAAGGAUUUUUGUAGCCUCGUACUUGCAUAUUGAUAUUUAAUUAUCAAUCGGAUAGUGGUUGUUAUUAGGAAAGAGUUUAUUUUGAUCAAAUACGACAAGACUAUUAAAUGAAAUUUUAAACGUGACCUAAUUCGAUGUUUCACAUUUCUCAUGUAAUUAAAUAUUCGCGUAUCGACGGAAAAGUACUUAAAAAAAUCUCUGUACAAUUAAUGUAUAAAACGCUUAAUUCUAUUUUUGUAAUAUACGUGACUUUUAUAAGAUAAAUUAUUAUUGAACAGCACAAGGUCCUCGUGCUUGUGCUCAAAGAAAUUUAUUUACACUUACAUGUAUAUACAUCUUUUACAGAAAUAUAUGUAUAUUUUGAAGUAAAA